Molecule: messenger RNA, 671 nt
Organism: Insectozyma verbasci
Lineage: Eukaryota; Fungi; Ascomycota; Pichiomycetes; Serinales; Debaryomycetaceae
Source: the annotation of a GenBank genome assembly
AUGAAACUUUUCUUCUUUUUAAGUGUAGCAUUAGCUACAACAAAUAUAGAGCCAUAUAUUAUAGGACAAGACAUUCCAUUUGAUUGUAUUCAAAGAAAUAUUGAUACUGGUGAACAUAUAUUUGAACAGAAUAAAAUAGUUUACGGUCCACCACCAAAAUGUCUUGAAUCAUCAAAGCCGUUAACUUUUAAAUAUGGUAUUGAACAAGAUUUUAAUUGUACAAUUACUAUUACUGAUGAAUUAUAUCAUUUAUUUCAAUUAUAUUUACAUGAAGAUGUUCCUUUUUCAUGUAGAAUUCCGUUAAGUUCAGAACAUAUGAGUAUUGAAAAAGGCGGUACUUCAAUACCUUUUACAUUUAAUCUUAGAGGUUCACUUUCUGAUUCCCAUUUAGAUAUAGAUCCAAAUUUAAAUGUUUUAUUUACUCCAUUUCAAAAUAGUUUUGUUUCUGCAAUUGCUUAUUCUUCAAGUUUAAAUACUACAAGAGUUGUAAUUGGUGAUAAAUUAACGUUACAUUUUGCUUCAAGAUGGAAUCUACAUAAAAACAUAAAAGGUUUUUAUAGAAUUCCAAAGUCAAAUAACCUCCAUUAUGUAUAUUUAGCUACUUGUUGUUUAUUUGGUAUUGUUAUUGGUACAUUAUUUUCAAAUUUUAAUAAAAAGAAGAAUGUACUUGA